UCAAAAAGUUAGCGUUUAGAUGGAAUUUUGUAUUUCUCCCGUUCCAUUAGCCCUCGGAAAUUUCGAGCGUGCUUUUGUUGCCGAGCAACGGCUGACGUCACGGUCCUUUCACUUACAUGUGUUUCCCCGUAUAAAGAGAAAGCAUCGACCGGCAUAAACUUAACAUCGUUGGGAUUCUUCAUUAGCUGUGCUUAAUUUAAAAUCACAAUUACAAUGGAUAAAGAUGAAUUGGUGCAACGGGCUAAGUUGGCUGAACAGGCCGAACGGUACGACGAUAUGGCCUCGGCUAUGAAACAAGUGACCGAAACUGGUGUUGAGCUCAGCAAUGAAGAGCGAAAUCUUUUGUCUGUAGCUUACAAAAAUGUUGUUGGUGCCCGACGGAGUUCAUGGAGAGUUAUUUCCAGUAUAGAACAGAAAACAGAAGGAAGCGAAAAGAAACAACAAAUGGCAAAGGAGUACCGUGAAAAAGUCGAAAAAGAACUGAGAGAAAUCUGCUACGAUGUUUUAGGCCUGCUAGAUAAUUUUCUUAUUCCUAAAGCCAGCAAUGCUGAAAGUAAAGUUUUUUACCUGAAAAUGAAAGGAGAUUAUUACAGGUACUUAGCAGAAGUUGCAACAGGAGAUCAAAAGAAUAGUGUUGUAGAAGAAUCACAGAAAGCCUACCAAGAGGCAUUCGAUAUCAGUGUUGUUGAGGAAUCUCAGAAAUCUUAUCAAGAAGCAUUUGAUAUAAGUAAAAACAAAAUGCAGCCAACUCAUCCGAUUCGUUUAGGGUUGGCAUUGAAUUUUUCAGUAUUUUAUUUUGAAAUACUGAAUGCGCCAGAUCGUGCUUGUCAUUUGGCAAAGCAGGCAUUUGAUGAUGCAAUAGCAGAAUUAGACACACUAAAUGAAGAUUCUUAUAAAGACAGUACACUUAUCAUGCAACUUCUAAGGGACAAUUUAACGCUAUGGACAUCAGACACACAAGGUGACGCUGAAGAACAGCCCGAAGCUGGUGACAAUUGAUAGUCGUGAGCACUACCUAUUUUGAAAACACGUCCCCAGCCUCAAACAAAAAAGCCUUUAAUUGUUAUUGAUUGCACCACCAUCUGAGCAGAGCCCAAAAACUGUUUGAAGAUCAUUAGUUUACAUUUUACAAACUUAUGUGAUGCCUUCAAUCGAAAGUUUGAAAUUGAGAGAGCCUUGUGGUGUUUUCUCAAGGCACUCCUCAUUUUUGCAGAAUUAUGGGCUUGCCAGAACUGAACCACAAAAGCUGGUGGUUUCUUUUCUUUCAUUGUUUUCAAAUCGGACAUUUACAAGUUUGUGCUCAAUGUUUCAAACUAACUUCAUCUGAGCAGAACUUGUUCAGUCUGAAGGAAACUCAAAAGUGGGAAUUCCCAAGCAGCAGAAAGUUUCAUGUAUUUGCUACACAAUAGUCUUUGUUCUAGGUUUAAUUUAUGGCCAAAUACGUAAUUUCAGUUGACUUUUUAACUAAUGUCCGUAAUCCUGUAUAAUGUGGUGGUAGCUAAGUUAUUUUGAACAUUUAAUUGUGACGUGACCAAAAUAUUCUAUUUUUUAAAUCUAGUUUCUGGUUUGGCCCAAAAUUAAACUUUGGGAUUUUAAUUUCAUAAUUAAGCAUGUCAUGGCAUUUUGUAAAUCCAUAUGGUCAGUAUUAGUUUUUAAUUUAUGGUUUUUCAUAGUUCUAAACAUUGAUUGAUCAGUAAUAAAAACUAUUAUUGGCCUUAGCGGGUAAUAUCAAAAUUAGUUCAAAUCUUUUUAAGAAAUGUCACAUCCCAUAUAUCUUGUGCUUGCAUCUUUUUUAAUAUAAAAUGCUGUGUAGAACAAAUUGUCUACUUCAAUUAAAUUUCAGUCUUACAAAAACAUUGAUCUGCUAGAAAUGUUGCUGAAAGCUUCAUUUAUACUUUUCUGUAUAUUGCAUACCAAGCCAAAUAAUGUGAAAUUUUCAGCAGUUAAAAAGUAUAUGAAUAAAAAGUUACGAUGCUUUUUUGUUUCA
Molecule: messenger RNA, 1987 nt
Organism: Parasteatoda tepidariorum (common house spider)
Lineage: Eukaryota; Metazoa; Arthropoda; Arachnida; Araneae; Theridiidae
Source: RefSeq, a predicted model, not a curated record